This is a messenger RNA of Arvicanthis niloticus (Nile rat), 552 nucleotides long. The record is from RefSeq and is a predicted model, not a curated record. Lineage: Eukaryota; Metazoa; Chordata; Mammalia; Rodentia; Muridae.
AUGGAGGGCCAUAUCAAGCGCCCCAUGAAUGCAUUUAUGGUGUGGUCCCGUGGUGAGAGGCGCAAGUUGGCCCAGAAGAAUCCCAGCAUGCAAAAUACAGAGAUCAGCAAGCAGCUGGGAUACAGGUGGAAAAGCCUUACAGAAGCAGAAAAAAGGCCUUUUUUCCAGGAGGCACAGAGACUGAAGACCCUACACAGAGAGAAAUACCCAAACUAUAAAUAUCAGCCUCAUCGUAGGGCUAAAGUGCCACAGAGGAGUGGUACUUUGCAGCCUGCUGCUGCCUCAACAAAACUGUACAGUCUGCUACAGUGGGACAUAAACCCCCACACCAUCACAUACAGACAAGAAUGGGCUAGAGCUGCACACCUGUCCUCCAAGGACCAGCAAAGCAAAGACCAUGUACAGCCUAUGAGCAUCCCCACGGGGCACCCACUGCAGCAGCAGCAGCAACAGCAGCAACAGCAGCAGCAAUACCAGCAGCAACACCAGUUCCACCAGCAGCAGCUAACCUACUUACUGACAGCUGACAUCACUGGUGAGCAUACACCAUAG